AUGGCUGGGAAUGAAGUGAUUGAGUACUCGAAAAGCAAGCUCAUCCGGCAACCACCGUCGGUUCCGUUUCUAUGGGAGGAAAUGCCAGGGAUUGCUAAAAAAGACUGGAGUCCUAUGGUUGUGGUUUCUUCAGUUACUGAAGAGCUCUUAGCUCUACCACCUCCGCCCCCUCCUGUCAAGCUUAUUGCCUCAGUUCCAUUCAACUGGGAGGAAAAGCCUGGAAAGCCAUUAUCUUGUUUCUCAGAGUCAAAGCCGGUCAUUGAAUCACCGGUUUUAGCUUUACUACCACCACCUCCCAUGUAUUCUCAAUUCCACAGUGACAGCUUUGACCUCGAAAUGGAAUCGUUCGGUUUCGAAACUGACGAUUCGGACAGUACAGCACCUUCUUCUCUCUUGGCGAAUUGCCUGGUAUCAACAUUUGCUGUUUCUGCUGCCGUUCCAGUUGAAGAAUCUCUUUUGACAGAUGAUAUCGGUGACCUGUUAGAAACACCUGCCUCGCCUGGUUCAGAAUCUGACAGCAGCACCAGUAGCUAUGCCACUGGAGUUUCAAGCCUUACAGGGUCUUCUUUCUUGGAAUGUCUCUUUCCAUUACAUCCACCCAAGUCUGGUUUACACGAGACUCUUGAAGACUCCGAAAAUGGAUCCCGCACUCCACCAAAGCUACAACACAGCAAUUCUGAUUAUGAAGGUGUUAGCAUUAUCAAGGCAAAAAAAGCACCAACGCUUGGAGAGUUGAUAAUGAUGAGCCGGAGGAGGAGUUGCCAGAGAAAAGCCACUCAACUGGCAAAAAAGUAUCCAUCAAGGGAAUUUAUGAAUACAAAACCUUUUGGCUGCUGCAUCUUUGGAACUGGUAUCACAAUGAUUGAAGGAUUUCAAAGGAAAAGGCACAUUGCAAGGCUGAAACUUGUAUAGGGUCAGUAUUAUGGUUCAGGAUCACCCUGUAUUUACCUUUCUGUGUGAAGCUUCUACCAAUUUCUUUUAACUUUCACUUAGUCGAGAUUGUAAGCGUUGCCAAAUUUCCAAAUUGUGUUCACAUAACACUAAUAGAAUGCCAAGAAAUCUGAAUUUGAAGUUUUCACUAA
Mercurialis annua (annual mercury) is the source of this 1082-nucleotide messenger RNA. RefSeq lists its product as uncharacterized. The transcript is spliced from 2 exons. The record is from RefSeq and is a predicted model, not a curated record. NCBI's taxonomy places the organism in Eukaryota, Viridiplantae, Streptophyta, Magnoliopsida, Malpighiales, Euphorbiaceae. Bases 1 to 912 code for a protein of 303 amino acids.